This is a messenger RNA of Linum trigynum, 231 nucleotides long. The record is from the annotation of a GenBank genome assembly. Lineage: Eukaryota; Viridiplantae; Streptophyta; Magnoliopsida; Malpighiales; Linaceae.
AUGAUGCAGCUGGUCCAGAAGAAUCCAGUGCUUUCUCCAGAACCUCAAGAUACUUCCCCUGUUAUCAAGUUGGUGCUCUUCCCCAACCCCUUCUCGACCGCCUCCAAAAUCCCAGCCUCCAUCCUAUGUUGGGUCGCCUGCGUGAGGUUCGUGGCCAACCUAGAAACCGAUGAGGUCUUUACAAAGAUGAGCCUCGUUGCAUCUAUAGGAGAACGCACAAGAGGCAUCUGA